UAGUCUCCAGCGGGUCUUGAGUAAGUUCGGACGUGUGCAAAGAUCGGCCAACGGUGUGAUCAGUAGGCAGAGAGCCAAGAGCCAAGAGCCUAGACAAACAUAAAUUCGAUAUAUCCGAUCGUUCGGUUUCUUCGUGUGUUUACGUGUGGGAUCGAUCGUGGGAUCUGCUUAGUGUCUGUGACGCCUCUGCAAAUAUUGGCCAACGGUUAAUGGCCAUGAAGAAGCUCUAUGCCAAGACCUCGUUCACCAGCAAGAAGCCGUCGAGUGCCGCCAAUUCCUCGCCGAUUUUGGCCUACCACCAGCAGCCGGGAAAUGGCAUGUGCGAAUUUCAGGUGGCUCCUGGCCAUUCCGGGGAGCUGAUCCGCCGCAGCCAGAGUAUGCAUCACAAGAUGUCGCCUCCAGUCGGUGGCUUAGGCUCAAAGUCGGAGUAUUAUAGCAUAGAGGAGCUGCAGGAGUUGGAUUUGCUAGACUAUCGCCACCCUAUGUAUCACCAUUAUCAGCAGCAGGAGUUGAGGCAACGCUACCAUGAGCAUGAGCAGUUGGUGUUGCAGUUACCCAAGGCUAGUCCAAAGACAGGACCCAUCUAUGAGGCGCCUCAGAGAUCUCAGCAGCAGCAACAGCAACAGCAGCAGGAUCAGAUGUUUGAGCAGAGUAUAAUUGGGGCCAGGGCCUCUGUGAUGGUGUACGAUGACAACCAGAAGAAGUGGGUGCCCUCGGGCAGUUCGUCAGGACUGAGCAAGGUGCAGAUCUACCACCAUCAGCAGAACAACACCUUCCGAGUGGUGGGGCGAAAACUGCAGGAUCACGAAGUGGUGAUCAAUUGCUCCAUUCUGAAGGGACUGAAGUACAACCAGGCCACGGCCACAUUUCAUCAGUGGCGCGAUUCGAAAUUCGUUUACGGAUUGAACUUCUCGAGCCAAAAUGAUGCGGAGAACUUUGCAAGGGCCAUGAUGCAUGCCCUGGAAGUGCUCAGCGGACGCGUGGCUAACAAUCCAGGUGGACCGCCCACAAAUGGAAAUGGCUACGAGGAGGAUAUGGGCUAUCGCACGAUGACCAGCGAGGAUGCGGCCAUUCUGCGACAGAACAACAGCAUAGGUGGCCACGUCACGCCCUCGGCUCAGACGCCCACCUCGCAGACCAACCAGAAUAGCAUCCCCCAGAGCCCACCGACGCCCCAGGGUCAUCAUCGCACCAGCAGGAAUUCCCUCAGCGCCCCACCGGCACCGCAGCCCCAACAACAACAACAGCAGCAGCAGCAGGCGCAACAGAUGGGUCAACCGGGAUCUCACUACGGACCCACUGGCAAUGGACCCACUUCCAAUGGCCUGCCGCCACAGGUCAACCCACAGAUUCCGCCAGCACCGCAGCAGCAGCAGCCACAGCAGCAACAGUUUCAGCAGCAGCAGCAACAGCAAUAUCAGCAAAUGGUCCAGGUUCAGGCGGGCUAUGCGCCCUCUCAGUAUCAGCAACCCCACUACGUGCUCUCCAAUUCUAAUCCCAAUCUCACUGUGCACCAAUACCCGACACAGCAGCAGCCGCAGCAGCAGCAGCAGCAGGCUCCACAGCCGCCUCUUCAAAACGGUGGCAUGUACAUGGUGGGCCAUGGCCAUCUUCCGAGCUCCGCGAGCGCCAAUAGUGUAGUGUACGCCAGCCAGCAGCAGAUGCUCCCGCAGCCGCAUCCGCAGGCCCCUCAGGCGCCGGCGAUGCCGGGUCCCGGCUAUGGAGGUCCUCCAGUGCCGCCGCCCCAGCAGCAGGCGGAGAACCCCUACGGCCAGGUGCCCAUGCCGCCGCCCAUGAAUCCGUCGCAGCAACAGCAGCAGCCCGGUCAGGUGCCGCUCAAUCGCAUGAGCAGUCAGGGUGGUCCGGGUGGCCCACCGGCUCCCGCUCCGCCCCCGCCACCACCCAGCUUUGGGGGAGCUGUUGGAGGAGGCCCACCGCCGCCAGCCCCGCCUCAGAUGUUCAAUGGCGCACCGCCGCCACCAGCCAUGGGCGGAGGUGGCCCUCCGCCGGCUCCACCGGCGCCGCCAGUCAUGGGAGGCGGACCACCACCGGCUCCGGGCGGUCCAGGAGCACCACCACCACCUCCUCCGCCGCCGGGACUGGGAGGAGCGCCUAAGAAGGAUGAUCCCCAGGCAGAUCUCAUGGGCUCACUAGCCUCACAGCUGCAGCAGUUCAAGCUCAAAAAGAACAAGACCACCACAUCUGCUCCGGAGAAUAGCGGCAGCAGCACCUCCAGUGGAGGCAGUGGCAAUUAUGGAACUAUCGGACGCAGCUCCAAUGGAAUGGCCUCCAUGAUGGACGAGAUGGCCAAAACGCUGGCAAGACGACGCGCCCAAGCCGAGAAAAAAGAGCCCGAUCCUGAGCCCGAGGUCAAGAAGCGACCCUGGGAGAAGUCCAACACGUUGCCCCACAAGCUAAGCGGAGGCGCCGGCAGCGGAUCGACUGGUAGUGGCCAUGAAGGAGCGAAUGGAAGCUCGGGUGGAGCUGGAAGCAACACAACGAAUAGUGGCGGAGAGUCCCCGCGACCCAUGCGCAAACGGUUCGGCAGCGCCAGCGAGGAGACUAUUCUCAAGCAGGUCAAUGGCGAUGGCCUGUCACUGGCGCUAUCCAAUGGCGACUUGGACACACUGAAGGCUGAGAUAGUACGCGAAAUGCGACUGGAGAUCCAGAAGGUCAAAAACGAGAUCAUAGAUGCUAUCAAAUCGGAGUUUAAUCGCAGAUAGAUCAAAGCACUGUCACGUUUAACGCCAACUGACACCAGGCUCUACCGAACUUCCAAAACUGCUGUCGUUCCGUAAAUGGACGAAGAUCAGGAUCAGAAUCAGGAGCCAGGCGGAGCAGGAGCCGGGCGUAUAACUUAAGACAUUCGCGAAGUAUUCGAUGAUCGAAGCUCGCAACAUUGCCAGAAUGUUGACGAUCGAUCGACGAGGCGGUGGCAUGUGCAUAGAUACGCAUAUUUAUGAUGCACUUGCUCUAGGUUAACAAAAACAUCUAGGCUAACACAAACACACACACAAAUGCAGAUGAGGAGAAGAAAUUUAGUCAAAGUAAUUAUUUUUAAAGGGAAGAACUGCUUACCGACUUCUAAGUUAUGUAACUAACUCUGUUGUACAUUAUUUUGCAUAAGUCUAUAAGCCAAUUUUAGUGUGAGAACAAGAGGAUUGCUUGCAAUGUUCGGUAUAUCGUAAUCCCUCUCUAUUUCAUUUGUUUUCCAUACCCCACCUCAUCCUUUUUAGUUUGUUAUGCUCCCCAGGGUUUUUCCAUUGUUUCGUACCAAAAUCAAAAUUAAUAACGUUUGUAAUUAAACAUAGAACGUAUCUCUCUAUACACAAACACAAAAACAUGCAUAUAUAUACGGUUUAAUAUAUAUGGACUACUCAUUAACCUAACCUAAAGGGAACUAGUAUUACGACUCAAAACGAAACGAAAACAAUUCCACAAACGUCAUCCAUCAAUGCUCCCAAAACAAAAAUAAAAAGAAAACUCUCCACGCAUUUCCUCAAACAAAACCACGACAUUUUCCUAAGCACACGAUCUCAUACCACUCAAUUUAAGAACCAGCAAGUCUUCAGUAAAUCAGAAACAUAAACAAAAACAGUUCAAAGCGGAAUUGGGCGUGGUGUUCAGGACUCAGACUUAGCUCGAGAAACUUAGCGUUAGUAUCACAUGAAUAAUCCCUGCGAUCCAGCGAUCUAUACGAUCUAUACAGCGAAAUUAGAAAGCUAAAUUAACAAUCGACUGCUGCGUAUUAUACACAUAAAUAAUACUUAUAAAUAUAUAAAGGAAAGCCACUAAAAUAUUGUACACUCCUCCCCAGACUCGGUGAAAAAUCCGAUCCUGAACAUAUGCGUACCAAUUCAACUUCCAUAUACGACUAAGACUAAAUAGCGAAAUUAUUGAAUGAUAGCAGGCCAAGCAAAUCGGAAAAAGGUGGAUCAGAUAACGAGGAAUAGGAAGGAAAGCAGGCAGGAGCAUGAAAAGGAGAGUUUAGUUUUUAAGGCAUAACGAAGUGAAAUUGUUUAUUAAGUGGACAAAAAUUUAUUUAUACUGAAGGAAGAGUGGUAGUUGUGUAUAAUUCGAAUGCAUAUAUACAUUUUAAUUUUUUGUAAUUUAACAAUAAUUUAUAUUGACUGUGCGAGGUUGCGUCGAUAUAUGAUUAUAUAGAGUAUAUGAAAUACCUAGUUAUAUGGCGGCCACACACACGGUCCGGUGUGUAUGUAAAUGUUAUGAUUUUUGUAUUUUUAUAUAUGAUCUUUGCAUUGCGAAAACAAUGGAAACAAUUUAAUAUUAAACACACGUAAACUAUUUUAAACGAAGCAAGCGGAAAUCGAUGUGCGUUGCAGCGGGCGCAACUUUUUAUGUAUUAAAUUAAAUAUAUUAUACACUUAUAUACAACCAGAAUAUUCAAUAUACAUACAAGAGACGAAUCGAAGAAGCAGCCGGCAUUAACUCGAGAUCAAAAUAUAUAUUAAAAAUCAGCAACGGAUUCACUUAGAUCGUUAAGGGGCGUAAGUUAUAUAGCGGUGGCGAUCGGGACGGAAUAAAAGCGCAAAACAUUAUAUGCAUAUUCAACAAAAGAACGUAAAGUGAAAUAAACAAGCAACGUUUGUAUGUAAAAAUCAA
This is a messenger RNA of Drosophila rhopaloa, 4623 nucleotides long. It is a transcript of the gene ena, whose product is annotated as protein enabled. The coding region runs from base 210 to 2723 and encodes 837 amino acids. NCBI's taxonomy places the organism in Eukaryota, Metazoa, Arthropoda, Insecta, Diptera, Drosophilidae. The record is from RefSeq and is a predicted model, not a curated record. Gene Ontology annotation, molecular function: SH3 domain binding. The transcript is spliced from 9 exons.